This is a messenger RNA of Diospyros lotus (date-plum), 1008 nucleotides long. RefSeq lists its product as uncharacterized. The record is from RefSeq and is a predicted model, not a curated record. The transcript is spliced from 3 exons. Lineage: Eukaryota; Viridiplantae; Streptophyta; Magnoliopsida; Ericales; Ebenaceae. The coding region runs from base 358 to 753 and encodes 131 amino acids.
CCAGAGAAUAUUUGUUUGUUUCACGUGAUGAGACUCGUCCGAACGCGGGCUAUACGACGCCGUUUGGUGAGCUGCCGCGAAGCUUCUCCCUCCCUCCGACGCAAUUUCCCCCAUUCUUUCUUCAAGUCUACCGAUAACCUAAAUCUUCAGAGAGAGCCAGAUCCAUCGCUAAUCGAAGCUUUCUUCUGGAUCCAAUCAUCCCUGUAGUUCGAGUUUUGAUGGUUCCUUUUCUCAUUGCUUAGGGUUUAGCAACCUUGAAGGACAGAGAAAGAGAGAGAUUGCGAGGACCAGAUCAGGUAAUUAUUCAAGCAUAGACGAUCUGCAUUUCGUGUAAAUAGGUAGACCUAGAGAUUAUCGAUGGCUGGAAUGCUUCCCGGCGUUGAAUGUGCGCGGAGGCGGCGGUUCCACCCGAGCGGAGAAUGCUCGGAUCUGUCGAGCUCGCCGGCGCUUGGCUCCUCGAGGCGUUCUUCUUUCUGUUUGUACGUGAGCAGCCAUGAAUCGGUUCUUGGCGAAUCGUUUUCGCUGCAGCGAAGCAGCGUGAAGAACCAAGCAAAUACAGAUGACUGUGAGGAUGGGAAGCUUGGAGGCGCGGCUAGAGAAGCCAAAGAGAGGUUAGACGGGAGGCUCAGAGCUGCGAGGAAACUAGUAACCAAAAGGGGCUCAGAGUCAAAAGAAAUCAGAACCAGGAUGGCAAGGAUGAGUUGGAAAUGGAGGUGUUGGGAUCAACGAAGAGGAGAGAGGAGGCGAGGUUGAUGAUGAGGUGGGCAAGAAAGUGUUUUAUAUGUGCAUUUUCUUAUUUCCCCCUUUUUCUGUUAAAAGAUUGCUGGGGCGAAAUUUCUGUGGGUCGGCUUGUUUUUUUUUAUUGGCGGUUAAAUGAUGUAGUGUUUUUCCCCUUUUCACACGGUUAUUCUGUUAGCUUGAAAGUUGAAACUCAUGUUAACAGAUUUAUUAAAACAGUAUUGUUUUAAUAAAUCUUUAAUGCUACAUUUAAGUCACAAGUUUAAACAA